Fraxinus pennsylvanica is the source of this 543-nucleotide messenger RNA. Lineage: Eukaryota; Viridiplantae; Streptophyta; Magnoliopsida; Lamiales; Oleaceae. The record is from the annotation of a GenBank genome assembly.
AUGGAUAAGAAGAAGGUAGUAACUCCACUGGUUUGCCAUGGACAUUCUCGUCCCGUUGUUGAUUUGUUCUACAGCCCGAUCACUCCCGAUGGGUUUUUCCUUGUUAGUGCUAGCAAAGGUGAAUUUAUAUUAUCUGCUGAAAUGAAAUUAUGGGAUGCAUUAACUGGGGAUGAAUUACAUUCAUUCGAGCACAAGCACAUAGUUCGGACAUGUGCCUUCUCAGAAGAUUCCCACCGUCUACUAACUGGAGGUGUUGAAAAAUUGCUUCGCAUAUUUGAUUUAAAUCGACCUGAUGUACCUCCUACGGAAGUUGAAAAGUCUCCUGUGUCGGUUAGAACUGUUGCUUGGCUCCACAGUGACCAAACUAUCUUAAGUUCCUGCAUUGAUAUGGGUGGGGCGAGGUUGUGGGAUGUGAGAACUGCCACAAUUGUUCGAACACUUGAGACAGUGUCUUCUGUAACCUGUGUUGAAGUGAGUCAAGAAGGACGCUACAUAACAAGCACAGAUGGGUCAACUGUUAAGUUCUGGGAUGCAAAUCAGUAA